CACGACUAAAUAUUGGAGGUAUACCCACAGGGAUCCUACCUCGGAAGAAUCCAAGGAUAUUUUCGAUAAGGGCGGCGGUCACGGUUUCAGUAGCUGGUUCUGUGGUUUGGCAAGAACUGACAAAGACAUGAAUCCCUUGCUACGAAAAAUUGCUAGGGGCUUCAACCAUUCCGUCGACUCGUUCAAUUCUUAUGACGUGAACGGGUAUCGCUUCCAGACCCAUCAAUACACAACAAGCCGUCCAAACAAGAAGACAAUAAAUAGCGGGGUGGUAUGUCAAGGUGAUGAUGGACUCCAUUACUAUGGAAGAGUCGAGGGUAUAUACGAGCUGAAUUACGGGUUUGACAAAGGGCUAAAUCCCGUCGUAUUCAAAUGCCAUUGGUUCGACCCACGUCGCGUGAGACGGGAUCCUGAAAUUGGAUUGGUCGAAGUUGAAAGAAGCUCUGUUUAUAAGGGAAAGGACGUGUACAUUUUGGCCACCCAAGCCUUCCAAGUAUUCUAUCUCCCGUACGCGUGCCGAAACCCGACCAAACGUCUACAUGGAUGGGAUGUUGUGAUGACGGUUCCUUCACGCAUUAGGCCACCCCCGCCAAACAAGGACGAUUACCGCCGCGUAGACCCCUCAACAAGGACUGUUGAUUUUUAUCAAGAAGAAGGGCUCCCCUGUCAUUUCACUAUCGACUUGUCGGCCGUUGUUGAUAACAUGGUCGUAGACGAUGAGCAAGAAGAAGAUGCGGUUAUGGAGGAAGACAAUGAAGAAUAUGAAGCUGAGGAUGUGUGUGCCGUAGAAGACCUAAGUUUGCUCGAGGCGUUCAAAGCAGGCAUUGACCUAGAUCCAAAUGGACCACCUCCAGGUUUCAUCGAUGAUUAUUGGUUCGCUGAGCCUGAUGAUGAUGAAACAUGUGGUCCGAUUACGGAUGUCGACAUAGGCUACUGAUCUAUGUAGUUGUAAUUGUGAGGCUAGCUUAUGUACUGAACUAUGUG
Lolium perenne is the source of this 984-nucleotide messenger RNA. The record is from RefSeq and is a predicted model, not a curated record. Lineage: Eukaryota; Viridiplantae; Streptophyta; Magnoliopsida; Poales; Poaceae.